GAGGAGCCGGGAGGCGCGCGAACUUUCUAAAGAGUGAAGAAUUGAGUAGCUCCAAUCACGACAGAAUCUUGAAUAUAUAACCCUGUUCCUGCCUUGCCAAAAAGGGCCAGCCUCUCCUCAUGCUUCGGAACGGUUCCUUCUGAGUCCACAAAUAAAAGCCCAGGGCAGCCACAGCCCCCCUUUACGUUCCACCCACGAGGGACUGCAGUGGAGAUGAGGAAUUCGGAAGAGCAAACUUCGACGACAGUCUUACAGCGUUUGCUGCAGGAGCAGCUCCGAUAUGGGAAUCCCAACGAGAGCCGCACCCUCCUUGCUUUGCACCAGCAGGCCACGGGCAGCACCCUGCCUUUUGCCAGCAACGGGAGCCCCGGGGCUCCCAACGAAGGGCUGAGCAACCAGGACCACCCCAUUGGGACCCAUGUUGCCCGCCAGGAGCCCCAGGGCCAGGAGAUUCAAAUGGACAACAGUAUCAUGGAGAAGCAGCUCUCGCCGAGGCUCCAGGCAGGUGAGGACCUCCCGACCUACGAAGAAGCCAAAGUCCAGUCCCAGUACUUCAGGGGCCAGCCACACACCAGCGUCGGGGCGGCAUUUUACGUGACUGGUGUCUCCAACCAGAAGAUGAGGACCGAAGGGCGCCCCACGGUGCAGCGGCUGAGCCCAGGGAAGGUCCACCAGGACGAAGGACUGAAGGACCUCAAGCAGGGACACGUCCGCUCCCUGAGCGAGCGGCUGAUGCAGCUGUCCCUGGCCACCAGCGGCGUGAAGGCCCACGCCCCCAUCACCAGCGCCCCGCUCUCCCCGCUCUCCUCCCAGCAGACCAACGACUUCUACAAGACCCCCGGGGCAGCCCCUCCGCAGCCCGGCGUGAAAGGGAUGGAGCACCGGGGGCCGCCUCCCGAAUACCCGUACAAGAACAUGUCCAGCCCGUCCAUGAGCUGUAAGCCCCAGGAGCCCGGGCAUUUCUAUGGUGACUACCGUCUACCCCAGCAAGGGCGUGCCGACGGGCCUGCAGUGAGGUACCAGCACCCCCCUGAAUACGGCUCGUUCCGGCAAAACCCAGAAAUUCAGCUCCCAUUCCAACAACGACCUCCACACCACCACAGCCCAACCUCUUCGCUGACCUCUUUGGGGUCCCUGACGCUGUUACAGUCACUGCCGCCUUCCAGGUUGUCGCCUUCCCAGCAUCACCCUCCUCUGACUCCCAACCAAGGAGACCCGUUCUCUCUGCCACGGACGCAGCAGCUGUUUUUGCCCCACCAGAUCCACCAGGGUGACCUUUACCGACUCUGCCAACCUGUUAUUGGGCAGCAGCCACACCAGCAAGGGGACUCUUACUCGGCCCUGCCCAGGCCCCCACCAGCACCUUCUCCCUAUCAACAAAUGCCGGUGGACCCCUAUGUCAUCGUCUCCAGGGCCCAGCAGAUGGUGGAGAUCCUCUCUGAGGAGAACAAGUCUCUACGGCAAGAACUGGAUGGGUGCUACGAAAAAGUAGCAAGGCUGCAAAAGCUGGAAACGGAAAUCCAACAAGUUUCAGAGGCCUAUAAAAAUCUGGAGAAGUCUUCCUCAAAGCGGGAGGCUCUGGAAAAGACCAUGAGAAACAAGCUGGAAUGUGAAAUACGCAGACUCCAUGACUUCAAUCGUGAUCUCAGAGAACGUAUGGAUACAGCGAAUAAGCAACUUGCAGAGAAAGAAUUUGAAGGCACUGAGGAUAACAGGAAAACCAUCUCCCAGCUCUUUGCACAAAACAAAGAAACGCAGAGGGAAAAGGAGAAACUGGAAGUGGAGCUGGCAGGGCUUCGCUCGACUAACGAGGAGCAGCGGAGGCACAUUGAGAUACGCGAUCAGGCACUGAACAACGCGCAGGCCAAGGUGGUGAAGCUCGAGGAAGAACUGAAGAAGAAGCAGGUUUAUGUGGAGAAGGUAGAGAAGAUGCAGCAGGCAUUGGUUCAACUACAGGCCGCUUGUGAGAAGCGGGAACAGCUGGAGCACCGGCUCCGGACUCGGUUGGAAAGAGAACUCGAAUCGCUCCGGAUGCAGCAGCGCCAGGGAACCUCUCAGACGGCCAACACCUCCGAGUACAAUGCAGCUGCCCUGAUGGAGCUCUUGCGCGAAAAGGAGGAGAGGAUUCUGGCUCUGGAGGCGGACAUGACGAAAUGGGAGCAGAAGUAUCUGGAAGAAAGUGUCAUGCGGCAGUUUGCGCUGGAUGCGGCGGCCACUGUGGCUGCUCACCGGGACACCACUGUCAUCAGCCAUUCGCCCAAUGCCAGCUACGACACCUCCCUGGAGGCUCGCAUCCAGAAGGAAGAGGAAGAGAUCCUCAUGGCUAACCGGAGGUGCCUUGACAUGGAGGGCAGAAUCAAGACUCUCCAUGCUCAGAUCAUUGAGAAGGAUGCCAUGAUCAAGGUCCUUCAACAGCGGUCCCGGAAGGAGGCCAGCAAGACCGACCAGCUGUCCUCCAUGCGCCCAGCCAAGUCCCUGAUCUCCAUCUCCAAUGCCGGGUCCGGCUUGCUCUCCCACUCCUCCACGCUCAGCAGCACCCCCAUCCUGGAAGAGAAGAGGGAGGACAAGAGCUGGAAAGGCAGCCUGGGCAUUCUGCUGGGAACGGAAUGCCGCUCGGAGUCUGUCCCGUCCACCCCCUCGCCGGUCCUUCCCUCCACGCCGCUGCUUUCUGCACACUCCAAGACGGGCAGCCGGGACUGCAGCACCCAGACGGACCGGGGCGGCGAGCAGAGCAAGGCCCCCACCGCCUCCCCUGCGCCCCCCACCCCGGGGAGACUCCCGGCAGUGAACCUGGCCUACGGGGCAGACAAAGCAGACGGCUCCGUUUUCCAUUCGAGCACCCUAGAAAGGAAAAACCCACCUCAGAAUUUGGGGCAGGACCUCAACGACGGAGAAAUGGUGGAGUAUCUCAUCUGAGAAAAAAACACGCAGAGGGCCUAGCAAGAAUAAUUUCCCCGGAUGCCUUUUUUAAAUAGAAGUUACAGUUACUGUCUCAUAAAGGAACCUUCCUUCCUUUUUUUUUUUUGUUAUUUGUGUAUAUACUUUUCUCUCAAAGUUAUGGACAGGUUAACUUAUAAUUUGUUCCAAGAUCAUUAAACUAGUUUAAGAAUUGUUUUCCCUAUCUUUUUUUUUUUAAUACUGGAUCUGAUAGCAGCUGGAUGAAAGUAAACCAAGGUCUUAAAUGCACUAAAUUUUUAAAAUUUCAGUAUUUUUUAAAAAAAGCUUGUAUUUAAGAGAAACUUGUUGAGCUGUCUGGGUAUCCGUAAUGCCUUUCCAAGCCUGAGCUCACGGGUUUUCGCAAGAGUUGGGCCAUACCAUGGUGCUGCCGCUUUUGAGUAUUAAGUUUCCCGAAGAUUUCGGUUUCCUCAGAAUCUUUGAGCCUCCAAGAGGCAGAAGGAAACUUUCCCUCCAUGUUUUCCUUCUGAGAUGAAUGUCCCAUUUUCGCAGAACAUUCCAGGACUGGAGAAAAAAAUCCAGACAAAAAGACAGACUUUCACAACGUGCCUGCACUUAGAUUUUUUUUUUCUUUAGUGUUCAUGUCUUGUCUUUCUGUUGAGGUAUCUUGAGGUUUCAAGGGGUGUCAUUUCCAUGUGUCACAGGAUAAGGAAUAAUAUCCGCCAUUCGGGUUUUGGAUGAAGAAGCCGUGAGAGCCUCUUCUGCAUGAAUUCUGUUCGGUCCAGAUGAAGCCUGGUUAUUCCAUUGGCUGGACUGGACAGAUUUCUCACACUUGUAGAGGCUUCAAGACAGCCUCUGAACACACAAGAGGCGAUUCUUUAUGCAACCAGGCUAAAAGGACUUUUUUUCCCUUUUUCUAUGCCCCGUUUUCCACUUUUUCACCCCCCAGUGGUUUGAUUGUAUCUCUGAAUCACCGUAUGUUGUGAUUUAGUGCCUUACUCAAGACUAUAUUUACAGCAGGGUCAGUGUUUUCAGAAGUAAUAAAAGCAUGUGGAUCAAAAAAA
This is a messenger RNA of Candoia aspera, 3959 nucleotides long. RefSeq names its product angiomotin (gene AMOT). The transcript is spliced from 13 exons. Lineage: Eukaryota; Metazoa; Chordata; Lepidosauria; Squamata; Candoiidae. Gene Ontology annotation, molecular function: signaling receptor activity. Gene Ontology annotation, biological process: regulation of cell migration; hippo signaling; establishment of cell polarity involved in ameboidal cell migration. The record is from RefSeq and is a predicted model, not a curated record. Gene Ontology annotation, cellular component: cytoplasmic vesicle; lamellipodium; bicellular tight junction. Bases 214 to 2916 code for a protein of 900 amino acids.